AUGGCGGAGGACGAUGAAUUAAGUACACGAUAUGCCUUCCUGUUGCAACCCAUAAGAGAUUUGCAGAAAAACUGGGAUAUCGAUAUUAGUCAUCUAUUAGAAGAAUUUGUUGAAAGGAUACGAGAACUAAGCGAUCAAUCAAGACUGGACGAUGAGGAAAUCGGUGAAGAGAACAAAUUUAAUUUUGCGGAAGCAGCAAUACUUAUUCAAGGUUCAACAAUUGUAUAUGGUAAGAAGGUUGAGUAUGUUCACGGACUUGCACGGGAUUUCUACGAACAACUUCGUGAUAAGAAGACUUCCCGGAAAAGAAAUUCAGAUAAUAUGGAACACGUUGAAGACGACGUUGAUGAAUUUAUCCAGGAACCGGAUGACCCUUGUGAGCUUAUACAAUUCACAAAUCUUCGAGCUGUUGAUUGGAAGACACUUAUGCUGAAAAGUGAGGCAAAACCGCCACCCUUACUUGCACAGAUACCGAUUUCAUUGAUGCCCCUUGCUGAUUUUGAGAAAACCAACGUACCGCUGUACUCAUCCCGAAACCUUAAAGAAUUAAUCGGAAAAAAAGAUGAUUUCAUUAUCAACACUGGUUUCAUCCAUAAGAGCGGCGCUCUCCUACUCGAUUUAGCCAAUGCAAAGCUCUUGAAUGAUUUUGUGGUGCGGGAGCAAUGUCAAGGUAAUUCUGGCUACGCUGAUGUACCGAUGGAACAAGAUGAUGGACAGUUGGGUAACGAGCAUAUUCGCAGCUCUCCUAGUGAAGUGGAAGAAGUCCGACGCAUGACAUCUGCAACCAACCUGAAUACGAUAACACGCCGUAAUACGAGUCACGUAGAGCUUUUUAGUGAUGUUGAUGUUGUUACAAACAUGAUGAGGGAUGGCGUUAGCAGGAAUUGUGUACGGGAAGAAAACGGUGAAACUGGUGAUUUUGGAUUUGAUGGGGCGGUAUUUGACGAUGCUGAGGACGACAAGGAUGGCGGUUAUCAUCCGGCUGAUGAAGAAGUAUUCGAUGAGACAGAUGAAGAUGAACCUGUAAUGGAUUUGUUUCGAUUACAGAAAUGCAAGCAUGCGCCGUAUCGGGCCUGCAAACCUUCUUUUGUACCAGAACAAAUCGAAAAACGCCGAUUAAAAAGGAAAGAAAAAUUGGGGUUGAAAACUUUUUCCACUCUUAAUGAUUUCCUUCAACGACAUAUUUAUCAUUCGUUACCAAAAGGAACUGUACAUGUCCUGGAUGAUGACUUCUCAAUUAUUUUCGGAAAGCUUAUUCGAAAUCUAGAAAGGCAUCGAAUGAAUGCAAUUAAAGAGCGCGCUUUGCAGCAUAUCAGAUUAUAUCAGCAGUCAGGUAAUGUUCAAUCAGAUGAAGGUGAAACAGAAGUUGAUGAAUAUGGAGAUGUUAACAAUGGUUAUUCUGAUGACGAAAUCGAGAAUGCUCCCGAUAUUACAAAUGAUGAUGGUAAUCUGACUUUUGCUAAUAUGCCCAACGAUGCCUUGGAAGAUAGAGUUCAUAUUUCUUCGAUGUAUAUGAAUUUUGACGAUCCGGAUCUUCUUUUGAAACCUGCAGAACAGAUGACAUAUCAAGAUUUGCUGAAGGUUCAUUUGCAAAAAUAUUGGUCAUCAGCGGAAGAAACUACAUCGAAAUUAUGCAAACGCGUUCAACAAUGGGAGGAGAAAGUUCAGCCAUUAUUGGAAGAAGAAGAAACACGUCGAGAAUUUAACAUACAUCAGUAUGGUACCGAACUUUUGGAACAAUAUGAAGACAUCGGACAGACGAAGACUUUCGCUGAGUUAAUGGAAAAUGUAAGUACACGAUAUGAUAUCAGCCGUUACUGUUUGGCAUCAUUAAUGCUUGCAAAUACUGGAAAUAUCGGGGUAGAUUUUGGCUGUGAAAUUGAACACACAAAAGAUGGAAGAGGUUUAGCGCUAAAAUUGCUCAAGAAGGAGCGUCAUCAUCAACAAUUUUCAGAGUCUCAUACGCUCUCCACUUAA
Molecule: messenger RNA, 1977 nt
Organism: Cercopithifilaria johnstoni
Lineage: Eukaryota; Metazoa; Nematoda; Chromadorea; Rhabditida; Onchocercidae
Source: the annotation of a GenBank genome assembly